Messenger RNA from Rhizoctonia solani, 1623 nucleotides. RefSeq names its product Retrotransposon gag protein. The record is from RefSeq and is a predicted model, not a curated record. The coding region runs from base 1 to 1623 and encodes 540 amino acids. Gene Ontology annotation, molecular function: nucleic acid binding; zinc ion binding. Lineage: Eukaryota; Fungi; Basidiomycota; Agaricomycetes; Cantharellales; Ceratobasidiaceae. The transcript is spliced from 3 exons.
AUGCCUUUGACUCCCGUUGCCCACUCCGUUCUCUACCUGUUCAAAGCUGCUGCUAUGAACGAGUCACACCCGUUAACCUGCUUGGGUUGUAUCAAUAAUCUUGAAGAACAUAUUGCUCGCAUAGAAGAACCCGGGCUACUCCAAACCAUUGCCCACAUCAAGCAUCACAAAUCCUUUGCCAAGCGCCUCAACAACAUCUACAAGGCUGAUCUUCAAGAACAAAGGAACCUUAUCUCCAACCUCGAAGCCCACAAUCGCGAUCUAGCUCUCACUAUCGAAGAGCAAGAAAGGCUUAUCGAGGAGAAAGAUAGGUUAUUAGUUGAGAAAGAGUUGGAGUUGGAUAAUUUCCAUUGUUCCAUUCAAGACAUCACCCAAGACGGAAAAGGUCGAAUCCAUUACUACAAAGAAUAUGAGGGCGGCCGCUUCCAUUCAAGCUGUGCAAGAUCAACUACUCCACAAUUACAAUACUUGUCCCACGGCCCUGCCCCACCUCCACCUUCUGGCACAGCCACCUCCACCAAUCCCCCACCCGCUCCUGCUUUGUCCAAUUCGGACUUGAAAUUUGCUAAACCCAAUAAGUUCAGUGGCAAGAAAGAAGACGCCCUCAAUUUCAUUAUUGCCUGCCAGGCCUAUAUAAGAGCAAAAGGAGCAACCCGUUCUCAUGAAGAAAAAAUCUUGUGGGUGACAUCAUACUUUGAGGGAACGGCUGAGGAUUGGGUUUGCCCAUAUAAAGAAAGGAAGGUGUUCAGGGGAGAAGCAGUUCCUCUGUUGGAAGAUAUCGAUACUUUUUGGGCCGAGUUCACUAAACAUUAUGUGGACACAAAUUGCGACGAGAAAUAUCGUCAAAAAUGGAAUAAUUUGCGGCAGAAGGCGUCAGUCCAAGAAUACACUCGGGAAUUUCAGCAAUACUCUGUUUCCUUGGGUUACAGCGACGAGACUCUGCGCAAUAAAUACUACGAUGGUCUUAAAAACGAAAUUAAAGACAUCAUGCUGUCAACAAUGUUCCAAUGGCGUCGGGCCACAGCUCAACAAGUGUAUGACAAAGCAGAGGAAAUUGCUAACCAUAUUGAAUCUACGCGCCUAUCCAAUCCCUCCGUCUCCACUGUUCGCGCCACUCCCACUGCUGUUUCCAACUCCACCUCCAGCCCCACUCCCACUCGCACUUGCCUCAAUGUGGGAGAUAAUGUCUACAUGAUCGAUCCAACCACUCGUCGCGCCAAGAAAGGCGCCAUUACUUCCAUUAUUCGCACAACCUCUGGCAAUAUGCCAAACGUUAGAUGGAAUGGGGAAACCAAGGACACCAUGAUUCCCUUCCCCUCCCUUAAAAAAGAUGAACGUCCUGCCGCCGCCGCACCUGUCAAACCCAUAAUUGCCCCCACUCCUGUUUUAGCUUCAAACUCUAAGGGUCCAGGCCCCAUGGACCUGGAUGGAAGGGGCUUUACAAAUCUCACCUGUCAUGUAUGCGGUGGUAAAGGCCACUUUGCACGCAAUUGUCCCUCAAAGCCUAUGUCUGGACAUGUGGCUAACGUUGAAUGGUCUUGGGAAAGGCCAAAAGAAGAAAAUCGUAUUGAAGUAGUUUCUGAGGAUGAGGAAUCGGGAAAAGGAAAAGCCAAGGCCGACUAA